Molecule: messenger RNA, 2864 nt
Organism: Rhopalosiphum padi (bird cherry-oat aphid)
Lineage: Eukaryota; Metazoa; Arthropoda; Insecta; Hemiptera; Aphididae
Exons: 4
Coding region: 1-1698 (565 amino acids)
Source: RefSeq, a predicted model, not a curated record
AUGGCACAGCCCAGGAAGUUCCCAAAAUGUUUGGUAUGCAAGAAGACAAAGAUAUUUAAAGCAAUCAAUAAAUGCACUGAUUGCCACAAGAUUUGUCAUCGCAAGUGCCUGAAGGACUUUUUAUCUGAAGUAUUACAGCUAACGGAGACAACUACGGAUAUACACGGUUUGGAACAGGACGGACAAGUUAUGGACGUUAAUAGUGUCACUCUGGAAGCGGACAACAAUAUUACGUCGUCAAUAAUUGCAGAUGUUCCUUAUGUGUCAGAACAGAACACAAUAACAGAUAUUGAAAGAAUUAACCAAACUAUUGAAUUUAACAGAGCAGUCCCAAGUCCAGAAAAUGUCGCUCUCGAUGAGGAUAACAAUAUUUUGUUGUCAAUAAUUGCAGAUGUUCCUUAUGUGUCAGAACAGAACACAAUAACAGAUAUUGAAAGAAUUAACCAAACUAUUGAAUUUAACAGAGCAGUCCCAAGUCCAGAAAAUGUCGCUCUCGAUGAGGAUAACAAUAUUUUGUUGUCAAUAACUGCAGAUGUUCAUUAUGUGCCAGAAUCGGAACUAGACACAAUAACAGAUAUUGAAAGAAUUAACCAAACUAUUGAAUUUAACAAAGAAGUCAUAAGUCCAGAAAACGUCGCUCUCGAAGAGGAUAACAAUAUUUCGUCGUCAAUAACUGCAGAAGUUCAUUAUGUGUCAGAAUCGGAACCAGACACAAUAACAGAUAUUGAAAGAAUUAACCAAACUAUUGAAUUUAACAGAGCAGUCCCAAGUCCAGAAAACGUCGCUCUCGAAGAGGAUAACAAUAUUUCGUCGUCAAUAACUGCAGAAGUUCAUUAUGUGUCAGAAUCGGAACCAGACACAAUAACAGAUAUUAAAAGAAUUAACCAAACUAUUGAAUUUAACAAUGAAGUCAUAAGUCCAGAAAAUGUCGCUCUCGAUGAGGAUAACAAUAUUUCGUCGUCAAUAACUGCAGAAGUUCAUUAUGUGUCAGAAUCGGAACCAGACACAAUAACAGAUAUUGAAAGAAUUAACCAAACUAUUGAAUUUAACAGAGCAGUCCCAAGUCCAGAAAACGUCGCUCUCGAAGAGGAUAACAAUAUUUCGUCGUCAAUAACUGCAGAAGUUCAAUAUGUGUCAGAACUGGAACCAGACACAAUAACAGAUAUUGAAAGAAUUAACCAAACAAAAAUCAAAAAUAUUAAACGAUCAAUUGAACUUGAUCCAAACACAAUUAAUCAUAAUUUUGUAAAGAAAUUUAAUUUUUUUUGUUUCAGAAAAUGUUUGUUUUGCAAGAAAACAAAAAUAUUUAAAGCAAUCAAUAAAUGCACUGAUUGCCGUAAGAUUUGUCAUCGCAAGUGCCUGAAGGACUUCCUACAAACAAAAUCAGAAGUAUUACAGCUAACGGAGACAACUACGGAUAUACACGGUUUGGAACAGGACGGACAAGUUAUGGACGUUAAUAGCGUCACUCUGGAAGCGGACAACAAUAUUUCGUCGACAAUAAUUGCAGAUGUUCAUUAUGUGUCAGAACAGAACACAAUAACAGAUAUUGAAAAAAUUAACCAAACAAAAAUCAAAUAUUUUAAACGAAAACGUGAAGUUGAUCUAAACACAAAUAAUCUGGAAAAAGUUCUGGACGAAUACAAAUUAGAUGAAAUGGAUCUGGAGACAGCACACAUAUAUAUGAACACUAAAUAGCCACGAAUAAUAUAUAUCUAUUAUCCGUGAGAAAAAAACGGUGACCUGUCAUUUAGUCCGGUAAAUUAUAUCCGGCGGCAAUUGAUCCACGACAUUUGAUCCGGUUUAAUAAGAACCUGUACCAAAAAAAUAUCCUGCUAAAAAAUUUCUGGUAACAAAAAAAUAUAAAAUAUAAAUACAUAGUUAUUUUUGAAUUAGUUAUAAUUUUAUUUUCAUAAUUUUCAAAAACGUCAUUAUAAAAGUAAUAUAGAAUGUUAAUAGGUAGGUAUAUAAAAAAUAGUUAUUAUUUAAUUUUCAUAAUUUUCAAAAACGUCAUUAUAAAAGUAAUAAUAUAGAAUACAAAUGUUUAUAAAUUAAAAUUAUGAGCGACACCCUUCAAAUACGUAAUAAAAUACGUUGGAAAUUUAUAUCUUUUUUGAAUCAGGAACAGGGGCUCCAAGAAGCAAAAUUAGAAAAAAUUAUCCUGGAUGAAAAUAAUCAUACAAAAAAAAGAAAACAUAAAAACAUAGACCAACAUCUUAAAAAUACCGUAGAAAACUACGAAACUACUAUCGCUCAUAAUUUUAAUUUAUAAACAUUUGUAUUCUAUAUUAUUACUUUUAUUAUGAUGUUUUUUAAAAUUAUGAAAAUUAAUUAAUAACUAUUUUUGAUAUACCUACCUAUUUAUAUUCUAUAUUACAAAUAUAAUGACGUUUUUGAAAAUUAUGAAAAUAAAAUUAUAAGUAAUUAAAAAAUAACUUAUGUAUUUAUAUUUCAUAUUUUUUUGUUACAGGAAAUUUUUUAGCAGUAUAUUUUUUUGGUACAGGUUCUUUUUGAACCGGAUCAAAUGUCGCGGAUCAAUUGUCGUCGGAUAUAAUUUACCGGACCAAAUGACGUGGAACCGAAAAAAACCUACAGGCUAAUCAAAUUUGUUAAUGAUUCUACUCGAAAGUCAAGUAGAUGGAUUUUCAGACUAACUAAAGCAUAAAUAUGUAUUUAUAAACUUGUUUGUAAACAAUAAAUUAACAUUGUAAAAAUACUCAGUGUAUUGAAACAAUUAUGUUAAUAAAUAAAAAAAAAUGUGCGUGUAACAAGUACGCGCGGAUGAAGUGAAACUUCUUUCAGUCAUGUAACUGAUAUUAGAUGUGUAUAGGAAUAAAAUAAUAAUAACACACUUUACAAUUUUA